AUGGCGCAGCAGCUGCCCAAAGAGAUUUGCUUGGAGGACUCAGCGGACUUUCACAGCGCGACCUUCGAGCUCGAGGCCGGUCUCAGCGAGGAGGACCAGCAACGACUCACACGAGGCAUGGCGGAGGCCUCCCAGCUCAUGAAAGACGGGCUCACGUUUGAUGAGGCUCGUCUUAAGAUACUGGCUCAACGCAUGGCGCAGAUGGGAGUAGACUCAUCGGGCAUGCCGACAGAUCCAAAAGCUUUCACUUUUGAAAAGGCAAGGAAUACAGCAGGCUCAGCCUCCUGGCGUUCGACCGGUGUCAGGCGAGGUGCGCAGGUGAUGACCCCACCAGCUGUCUCGGCACCUGUGUCUCGCAUGUUCCCCAUGCCUGAGCCUGGUGAUGACUCUGCUGGUGAUCGGAGACCGUCCUUAUCCGGGUCGCUGCUUGUGGCCUGCAAGGCACUGAAGCCUGUUGUGCGUAGCGCUGUUCUGUUUCGUGCUGUACCUUUCGUCAUAGCUGCCGCGGUGAUCAUCUUGCUGCGUCUGCUCCAACUGGGGUGGACCAGAGACCCUAAUUUGCCAGCCUUGCUGGUACAAGAGGACGUUGGCAAAGUCUUCGAGGUCCCGCGGUGA
Molecule: messenger RNA, 615 nt
Organism: Symbiodinium pilosum
Lineage: Eukaryota; Dinophyceae; Suessiales; Symbiodiniaceae
Source: the annotation of a GenBank genome assembly